UACAUAGGCUACCAACAAACGUACAUGUGCGCCACAUAGGCUACCAACACCACACAGAUCUCCCCAUAAAUGACCGAGACCUUGAGAAACCAAGCAACCUACCAACCGACAAACAACCAAUUCACCAAACAACCAACCUAUCGACAACCAACCAACCAUCUUUUAAACGCAACUACUGGAACGUCGGGGCCGACAAAGAAACUAACAGACGAACACUCAGGAAAAGCUAAGCAACAUGAAAGUACGGGGCAGUGAACUGGAAAUGUCUAGAAGUAGACCAGAAGUUAGAGAAGACUCCACGACGAGCAGUCGUAGGGAGCGGAAUGGGUCAAGCCCGGAUUUGGUUGUUGUUGGCAAUGUCAGAGGGAAGAAGUUGCGCUUCAAUCCUCUUCGUAAUAACGUGGCGUCAGCUCUGUGCAAGAAGCUACGUAUAAAGCCGGAGAAAUGUGAAGUCCCCUCAUCCACACGGUGGGGUUCGUUAGGAGCUCCAUGUAAGAAUAAGGAAACAGAAGCCGAUGGAAACUGUUUCUUUAGAGCCCUCAGUCAAACUGUGUGCGGCAGCCAGAAGCAUCACCUGAGGUUUCGACUGGCUGUGGUCAAACACCUGGAAAACAACGCCGCGGCUUAUGAGAGUAUUCUGCGCAGUAAUUAUUCGUCAAUGGCCGAUUAUUUGGAGGCAUCUCAAAUGCCUUAUUUGGGCAGCUGGGCGACGGAGGUCGAGAUUCAAGCAGCUGCUGACUGUUUUGGCAUCAAUGUAUUCACCUUCUGCGAUGGCCAAUGGCUGGAGUACAGCUGCAGUAAGAAAGCCAGGUCCAGGCAGGGUGUGUAUUUGGAAAACUGUGAUGGCAACCAUUAUGAGAAUGUUGUUUGUGUUCAGCGACCCCGCAAACAGGGAUGUUACGGGUACUGUAGAGUCGCGCAUGUCGUUCUGGAAGGUACGACGUUCAAAAGUACAAGAGAAUAAGUUCGAGAAAGAAGGGCUUUUCUUGAUUAAGUCAAGUCAUUAUGAUUUGUAUCGCCCAAAUAAGCUAAUUUGACUUUUAUUGAAUAUCACCCUGAAUUCUUUUUAUGAGGGUUGAGUUGUAUACAGUUUUUGUCUAAACUUGAGUUUUGUGUCAGAAGUAUUAUAUGUAUAUACACUGUUAAAAAAAAAAAAAAAAUCUGCUGUUUUUACGGUAAAGUACCGGCAGCCGUGGUUGCCGAAAAAGUGCCGUAAAAUACUUUCUUCA
Cynoglossus semilaevis (tongue sole) is the source of this 1229-nucleotide messenger RNA. RefSeq lists its product as uncharacterized. Gene Ontology annotation, biological process: protein deubiquitination. The record is from RefSeq and is a predicted model, not a curated record. Gene Ontology annotation, molecular function: cysteine-type deubiquitinase activity. NCBI's taxonomy places the organism in Eukaryota, Metazoa, Chordata, Actinopteri, Pleuronectiformes, Cynoglossidae. Bases 236 to 964 code for a protein of 242 amino acids. The transcript has 2 exons.